Molecule: messenger RNA, 444 nt
Organism: Penicillium macrosclerotiorum
Lineage: Eukaryota; Fungi; Ascomycota; Eurotiomycetes; Eurotiales; Aspergillaceae
Product: histidine triad nucleotide-binding protein 2 mitochondrial
Exons: 5
Coding region: 1-444 (147 amino acids)
Biological process (GO): nucleotide metabolic process
Molecular function (GO): catalytic activity
Source: RefSeq, a predicted model, not a curated record
AUGUCUACCGCUGCUUGUAUUUUCUGCAAAAUCAUCAAGGGUAUGCAACCCCGUCGUCCGCAUGCUUUCUUCCUGGCCUGCGCGACUCGGUCGGGUUCACGCGCAACAAUCCUCUUUGAGAGCGACAAGGUCUUUGCUUUCCUCGAUAUCCAGCCGCUGAGCCGCGGCCACGCGCUCGUCAUCCCCAAGUUCCACGGUGCCAAGCUCACCGAUAUCCCCGACGAGGACCUGCUCGAGAUUUUGCCCGUGGCGAAGAAGAUCGCUAUCGCUAGCGGUGCCACGGACUACAAUAUUCUGCAGAACAACGGGCGCAUUGCGCAUCAGGUUGUGGACCAUAUCCCCAAGCCCAACGAGCAGGAGGGUAUGUCCAUUGGCUGGCCGACUCAGGAAACCGACAUGGACAAGUUGAAGGCGCUGUUCGAGGAGAUCAAGGCGAAGAUGUAA